Molecule: messenger RNA, 1615 nt
Organism: Osmia lignaria (orchard mason bee)
Lineage: Eukaryota; Metazoa; Arthropoda; Insecta; Hymenoptera; Megachilidae
Biological process (GO): interstrand cross-link repair
Cellular component (GO): Fanconi anaemia nuclear complex
Source: RefSeq, a predicted model, not a curated record
AAACUACUUAAUUUGAUCAUUCUAUGAAAUUAUGUAUCAUCCAAAUAUUUUGAAGAAUUAUACACUAUCACAGGGUACUCUGGAAAAAUUAAACAUAAUUAAAGAAAAAUUAAAAGAAGAUACAUUGAAUAGCGAUCCUUUGUGGGAAACUGUAAUAGGAAAGAAAGGGGAAGAAAAAGAAGAAAAUGAAGAAGAGGAAGAUACAUCUCAAGAAACAAGUACAGAUAAAGAAGAAAUUGUAAAUGAAAGCAAUGUAGAUAAUAAUGGCAUUUUGUCUAAGACACUUGAUCAAUUCCCAUCUACUCAGUUUUAUUUUACACAAGUUGAUAUAAAUCUUGAGAAAGAGGCUAAGGAAGAAUCUAUACAACAAAAAUAUGAUAUCACUGAAUGUCUGUUGGAAGGAUUAGAGCAACCUAAUGGAAAAUUAGAUUUAAGUCAAUUAGAAAAUUUAACAGACAAGGAAUUAUUAGAAGUGGUCUGUGAUUUAGAAAAGAAACUAAGUACAUUAGGGACAUACAAUCUGUACUGUUCUCUGAAUAAUGUAACUUUGGAACAACAAAUCAAAUAUGGAACAGUUUUUCAUAGCCAUUUGUUAUUACCAAAGAUAAUUGCCUUAGAAGAGCCUUCAAGAUUGCUAAUAUCUGUUAUCAGUGAGUAUGUUAAAAAGUAUCCAAAUGAUGUUAAAGAGUUGAUUUUUAUUCCUCUGUUAAAUGUUGACUUGAAAGAUACAACAAUUGUCAAUGCUAUCAUAAAUGCCUUUGAACCAGAAAGAAAUAUUACUCUCCUUAUGGAAUAUCUGUCACAUGUGAAAGAACUUAAAUUAUGGCAUCUUCCUAUAUUACAUAAUCUAAUAUCAACCAAAACAGACACCACCACAAAUGACAAACUUAUUCAAUUAUUAUCAAAAAGAGCAUUUGAUUUUGCCCGAAACAAAGAUUUUGGAAAGCUUAUAUUAUCAUUUAUAAAAAUGAACGUACAUUUUUCAGAGCAACAAAAGCAAUUGUUAAGGGAAAUGGCCAAUAUCAACCAGACAUUAUUUAAAAAACCUAUACAAAAUAUGUUAAAUGCUACAUAGGAUAUAUAUUGUAAACAUGACAGAGGAACUAUCGGGUGUAACGAUAGUGAUAUUUAUUGCAGCUGGAGUAUUAACAAUAUUAUUAUUGUUCAUUUUUGCAAAACGACAAAUUAUGAGAUUUGCAUUGCGAUCACGUCGCGGUCCUCAUAUUCCGAUCGGACACGAUGCGCGUAAGGUACGAAUGUUCCUAAAGGUUAAGUUGCAACCGCUUAUCUUUUAUCUAAUUUGAAAAUUGACUAAUCUUUUAAAAUAAUGUAUUAUCUAUAUAUAUUGGAGCGUUCAAUGCAUGUUAAUUUUAUAUGUAUAUGUAUGUAUGUUCACAUUUACAUUGAUACUUAGUCCCUCAAGAAGGAAAUCGAAAGAAGAAUAGAAGUAAUCCCAAGAAUUCAGUACGAUCCGCCACUUAUCAGCGAUCCUCGAUUUAUCGUAACUCCCCGAGGGCAAGUUCCACCCCAUUACUAUAGAUUGAAAGCUGUAGAUGAUGUUAAAAUUUUAGGUAAUUAUAAACUUGUUACAUUAAACUUGAAAUUUCAAAUGUAA